GUCAUGUGCUUUUUAUUAGCUCAAGAUGGCUCGCGGGGGGCUCCGGCGGAUGGUCUCGAAAGGCUUCGUGUUUUUGCUAGGGACCGUAAUUUAUCUGUCGUGUCUUUCGUCUUGUUUUCCUCGCGUUAGAAAGUCAAGGACGCUCCGCACUGGUUUCGUUAACGAGAACAGCAAUGCGUCGGUGGCUGACGAGCUGUGGUUCACGCAAAGACUCGACCAUUUCUGCGGGGCUGAUACGCGGGUUUGGAAGCAGAGGUACUUCGUCAAUGACACUUACUUCCGAAGUGGGGGACCUGUAUUCCUGAUGAUUGGCGGGGAAGGCCCGGCGAAUCCGGCUUGGAUGCGAUACGGCACAUGGCUGAUAUAUGCCCAGAAGCUCGGAGCGCUGUGCGUGAUGCUGGAACACAGGUUCUACGGGAAAAGCCAUCCUACUGAAGACCUCAGCACUGAGAGCCUUCGCUAUCUCAGUAGCAAGCAGGCUCUGGCAGAUCUGGCUCAUUUCCGCACUGCUUUUGCUCAGAAACGGGGACUGAUCGGGAACAAGUGGGUGGCAUUUGGUGGCUCGUACCCGGGCUCGCUGGCAGCCUGGUUCAGACUGAAGUAUCCACACCUUGUCCAUGCUGCUGUAGCUACUAGUGCACCUGUCCAGGCUGUCGUCAACUUCCCAGAGUAUCUGGAGGUUGUGAGGCGGUCUCUUGCGACUCACAGUCCUGAAUGCCCACAGCUUGUAAAAAAUGCCUCUGACACGCUCCUUGGGAUGUUGAAAGACCCUAGAACCUAUGAUAACAUCACUAAAGAUUUCAGCCUCUGCGAGAAGCUCCAGAUACAGUCCAACAUGGACCUGGCCUACUUCCUAGAAACGGUGGCGGGGAAUUUCAUGGAUGUGGUCCAGUACAACGAGGACAACCGGGAGUUUGAGGGCGUACUUGGAACAAACAUUACGAUCAAAGCACUUUGUGGCAUAAUGUCCAAUGUGUCUCUUGGAGAGCCAUAUAAGAGGUAUGCUGCUGUCAUGGCUUUGAUGCUGAAGACCUUCUCCCAGAAGUGUCUGGAUGGGAGCUACAGUGCCUACGUCAAGGAAAUGGGAAACUCCUCCUGGAAUGGUCCAGCCUCAGGUGGAGGAAGACAGUGGGUCUAUCAGACGUGCACAGAGUUUGGCUUUUAUCAGAGCACUGACUCACCUGAUCAGCCUUUCAGUGGGUUCCCCCUGCCGUACCACCUGCAGCAGUGCGCCGAUAUUUAUGGGGCCUCGUUCACGGGCACCUCAGUAGCUGAUGCAGUGCAGCAGACAAACGAGUACUAUGGGGGCUAUGACAUCAGGAGCAGAAGAAUAGUCUUUCCCAAUGGUUCCAUCGAUCCUUGGCAUGCUCUGGGAAUCACCAAAGACAUUGCCGUUGACCUGCCAGCUGUGUUCAUUGAAGGUACAGCCCACUGCGCCAACAUGUAUCCAGCAAGAGAAGAGGACUUACCCCAGCUCAUCUUUGCUAGAGACCAUAUCUUUUUACUCCUCCAGAAAUGGCUUAAGCAAUAGAAUAUGUGGAAAAAGACUUUGUACUGUAUGUUACAAAACCAAAAAGGUACUGGCCAAGACUCCUUAAAAAAAGGCAUCGUGAUUCUGUAAGGCAUAAGGUUUUUUUGUUUUUUUUCAAAUAAACUGAUGUAAACGAAGUAUUAAGUAUGGCUUGAGAAAAACGUCCAGCCUGUAGUGAAAACAUGUACAGUAGUUUUAGAUUUGCUUUCGCUCACUGUGAUGACAGUCGUUGGGGCUACUGUGGGGGCAGGCUCUGUGAUGGAGUUUGGUGCUCUCUCUUCACGCAUCACCAUGGAAAUCAGGUCAGCUGCUGGACCGAUCGGCUGUUGUGGCUCAAGUACGGAACUACCCACCUACAGUACCAUCAGAGUGAUGUAAGGUACAAUGACUAAGAUUUAUAUAGCACAGUGCACAUGAUGAUGACUAAACUGUUGAAAAUAAAUGGAACUGUAAAUACUGAA
Lepisosteus oculatus (spotted gar) is the source of this 1992-nucleotide messenger RNA. It is a transcript of the gene prss59, whose product is annotated as serine protease 59, putative. Gene Ontology annotation, molecular function: dipeptidyl-peptidase activity; serine-type exopeptidase activity. Gene Ontology annotation, biological process: proteolysis. NCBI's taxonomy places the organism in Eukaryota, Metazoa, Chordata, Actinopteri, Semionotiformes, Lepisosteidae. The record is from RefSeq and is a predicted model, not a curated record.